Manihot esculenta (cassava) is the source of this 1227-nucleotide messenger RNA. RefSeq names its product E3 ubiquitin-protein ligase AIRP2. Gene Ontology annotation, biological process: protein ubiquitination. The record is from RefSeq and is a predicted model, not a curated record. Lineage: Eukaryota; Viridiplantae; Streptophyta; Magnoliopsida; Malpighiales; Euphorbiaceae. The transcript has 5 exons. The coding region runs from base 167 to 907 and encodes 246 amino acids. Gene Ontology annotation, molecular function: ubiquitin protein ligase activity.
CUUCUCUUAUCUAUGAGGUUCGCUUUCAAGAACAGAAUGGAAGAAGCGCCUUCUAGAAGAAACCCACCCGAGAAGAGAGAAAAGUAUCCAUUCUUCAGAUAGAGAGAGAGAGAGAGAGAGAGAGAGAGAGAGCAAUUUGAUCGUUUUGGUUUGAGUGCUGUAGGAGAUGUACAUAGCUUCUAUGAGAAAGUCCUUCAAAGACUCUCUCAAACUGCUCGAAGCUGAUAUCCAACAUGCUAAUACACUGGCGUCAGAUUUUCCAAGGGACUAUGAUGGUGCCUGCGUUCAGAUGAGAAUGUCAUAUAGCCCAGCUGCCCAUCUGUUUCUUUUUCUAGUUCAGUGGACAGACUGCCACCUUGCAGGCGCUCUUGGAUUGCUAAGAAUACUAAUUUAUAAGGUUUAUGUGGAUGGCACGACCACAAUGUCUACUCAUGAAAGAAAAGCGAGCAUUAGGGAGUUCUAUGCGGUUAUUUAUCCCUCUUUGUUGCAACUUCAGAGAGGCGUCACUGAUACAGAGGAUAAGCAACAGAAGGCAGCAUGCAUGGAAAGGUUCCGAAGAAGAGAUGAUGAAGAAUGUAGGCAACAUACAGAUGCUGACAUUGAAAGGGAAGAGGAGUGUGGAAUAUGCUUGGAGAUGAAUAGUAAGAUUGUACUGCCUAACUGCAACCAUGCCAUGUGCUUGAAAUGUUACCGGGAAUGGCGGACAAGGUCACAGUCGUGCCCCUUCUGCCGAGAUAGUCUGAAGAGAGUGAAUUCUGGUGAUCUCUGGGUGUUGACCGACAGAAGGGAUAUCGUAGACAUGGCGACAGUAAUGAGGGAGAAUCACAGAAGGCUUUUUAUGUACAUAGAUAAGUUGCCGCUGAUUGUUCCAGAUUCCCUAUACAAUUACGAUUCUCACCUUCGAUAGCCGUCAUCUUCCAUGGUGUUUAAAUCAAUAGUUUUGAAGAUAAUCCCAAAAGAACAAAUGCAAAAGGAAGUGCUCUGGAGUGGAGGAGUAAUUUUCUUCUCUUUUGUUUCCAUUACAUAAUUUCCACUGAACAUGAUUUGCAAAUUGCAAUUUCAGUGUUUUCUUCCCACCUCCGGUCAGAAGAAUCUGACCGAGUUAUUUAGUGAGUUGGCAAGGGGAGGUUUAGAUUAUAGAUAUGGAGAUGGGAUUCAUAAAUUGUAUCUAUAGCACUACUGUACAUUCUUGUAUAGAAAGGCUUUUAUUUUCUCCUCUCUUUCAAA